Iphiclides podalirius (scarce swallowtail) is the source of this 417-nucleotide messenger RNA. Lineage: Eukaryota; Metazoa; Arthropoda; Insecta; Lepidoptera; Papilionidae. The record is from the annotation of a GenBank genome assembly.
AUGGCGGCCUUGGUAUAUUCGAUUUUGGCUGUCCCUACACAUAUUUAUCUAAUGUGGAACGCAAGUGUAUUUAUAGUAGUUAAUUUAGAACAAUGUACGGAAAACUUGAAGAGAAAAUGUUACGUCAAAAUUUUGACACGUUUCGAACAAACUACUUUGGAAAAUAGUAAAGAAAACUCUACUUACGAAGCGAAUUCAGAUACAUUAAAAAAACUAAUUCCAUGCAACAAAUUCUUUGUGAUUGGAUAUGUACGGAUUCUCUACGGCUUUUAUGUUGAAGGGGCAAUGUUUCUCGUUGCGUGCGCUUUAGCGAACAUACGCAGGUUGAGCAGCAGCCCAGUGGCGUGCAUGUCAGAGAACUAUAGACUCUUCCACAGCGCUGACUGCAUUGAGUGCAAUGAGAACCUACAUCGGCGG